CCCCUUGAACCAACCAGACAGGCUUCAACAUAACCCCCUCCUCGCCCCCACAAACAACCACGUCUAUCUUCUUCUCCUCCGUCUCGGGAGCUUUCUCCCACACGUUGUUUGGAUUCUUCGUCUCCUCCUCCGAAGACCAGCCAACAACCAUGUCCACCAUGUGGUCAACGCCACGUCUGAACAAGAACGCCACAGCCAACAACGGCAACGCUGAGAACAACGGAGUCACGGUCGUUGCUUACUCCUCCUCGUCUCCCCUGCCUUUCUCGGCGCUCUCUCCCCUCCCCACCGCUCCCUCGACCUCGAUCAAGUCCAUGGACGACAUCUGGAAGGACAUCAACCUCGGCUUCCUCAAGGACCCUCCCGACCACCGCCAGCCCCCCGCCCCCGCCGCCAUCUCCACCUCCAUCAACGGCGUCGGCCUCGGCUUCCAGGGCACCGUCCUCACCAACUUCUUGGCUGGCCCCGCCAGGGAUUACCCGCCGCGAGGAUCCGGCUUCGGCUCCGACGUCCCGACUACCAGAUUGAGCCUGAACAGCUCGGAGGCUGAUGCGCAGGGUGUUGCUGCUGCAGGACAAGUUCAAGGGCCGUGCGGUCGCGGCGGCGGUGUUGGCGCUGAUUCGCCUCCUUUGGUUCCAAGGUUUUCUUCUUUGUGUGGGAAGGGGAGCUCUAACAAUGGUGACCGUAACGAUCCACGCGAUCGCAAGUUCAAGCGCUUGGUCAAGAACAGAGAGUCCGCCGCCCGUUCCAGAGCCAGAAGACAGGCGUACACAACGGGGCUGGAAAUUGAGAUCGCCCAUUUGCAGAAAGAGAAUGCUAACCUCAGAAGACAGCAAGAAAAGCUUCGCUUGGCGCCUCCUCCUGACAUUCCGAAGAAGAAGAGACUCCAGAGAACCUUCACAGCCCCAUUUUAAGAAGACGUGGCAGUCUCUCUCUCGCUCUCAUACAAACACUGCUACUUUCAUUUUGAAUCUCACCGGACAUCUCCAGGUAGAGAGAGACAGGGAGAAACGGGAAGAGGUUUGAAGGGAUCUUCUUCCUCGUAGACACGUCCCAAUCAAGUAGCUGCAGAAAAGAGAAGGUACAAGAUCCUCUGGAUGCCCAAAGAAAUGUAGGGGACCCAUGAAGUUUCUCUCCUUCUUCUUCUUCUUCUUUUUUGAACCGAAAAAAAAGUUAUCUAUCCCUGUCUCUUUUUUUCUUUUUGUCCUUGCGCAAGAGAGAUGCUGAUGAUGUAGGAGGAAAAAAUUGUUAAUUGAUUGAUAAAUAAAAAAAAUUCAGAUGCUUAGGUUA
Molecule: messenger RNA, 1290 nt
Organism: Rhodamnia argentea
Lineage: Eukaryota; Viridiplantae; Streptophyta; Magnoliopsida; Myrtales; Myrtaceae
Product: bZIP transcription factor 27-like
Exons: 3
Coding region: 150-914 (254 amino acids)
Biological process (GO): positive regulation of DNA-templated transcription
Cellular component (GO): nucleus
Molecular function (GO): DNA-binding transcription factor activity
Source: RefSeq, a predicted model, not a curated record